AUGGAUCAAUUUUUCGGUGUAGUAAAGGGAAUGUCCAGCCAAACGCAAGCACAAAGUCGUGGGGGAGUGAAAAUUUCCGUGCUCGAUCCUCCUUUUCAAAGUUCAUCCGAAUUGAUAACUGCUUCUCAACCUCCUUUCAGAGUUCUACCCUUCUCCAAAUCACAGAUUGACGAUACUCAAGCGACAAGCUCGUAUUUUUGUCAAGAGCAACUCAGAAAUGAUGAACAAGAAACAAUAGCUGAUCUUCCCGGCUUAUCUUCGUUUUCUCGAGGAAAAGAGAAGUUGCAUUCAGAACCAAAACAAGUUAACAGAAUUCGAACAGAAUUGGCUUCUGAUGAUAUAAAAUUAGUCAAUGAACUUGGUCGAUUGGCGCCUGAUCAACUGGUGGCUUACAUCAAAAACGUUCAAAAUGCGGCUCUCAAUUUGUCUCUCGAAGAAAAGAAACAAUUCGAAAAGGGACGUUUUUUGAAGAUUUUUACAACAGAA
Molecule: messenger RNA, 486 nt
Organism: Mesorhabditis belari
Lineage: Eukaryota; Metazoa; Nematoda; Chromadorea; Rhabditida; Rhabditidae
Source: the annotation of a GenBank genome assembly